Daphnia magna is the source of this 4979-nucleotide messenger RNA. It is a transcript of the gene Pkc53E, whose product is annotated as protein kinase C, brain isozyme. Gene Ontology annotation, molecular function: zinc ion binding; diacylglycerol-dependent serine/threonine kinase activity; ATP binding. Bases 52 to 2115 code for a protein of 687 amino acids. NCBI's taxonomy places the organism in Eukaryota, Metazoa, Arthropoda, Branchiopoda, Diplostraca, Daphniidae. The transcript is spliced from 12 exons. The record is from RefSeq and is a predicted model, not a curated record. Gene Ontology annotation, biological process: protein phosphorylation.
UCUGCGGACAGUCGCUGGUGUCGAGUCGAGUCGGCAGUGUGUCAGUCAAAGAUGGCGGACGAAAAAGAAACGAACGGUGGCGGCAGUGGCCAUGGCAAUCACAAUCCAGAUUCGUCCGAAGGUCCGGGCACGGGCGAUUUGAACACUGUUUUUGGCAUGAAACAGCGUGGACGUAAAGGAGCCCUCAAGAAAAAGAAUAUUUACAUCGUCAAGGAUCACAAGUUCAUUCCGCGCUUCUUCAAGCAGCCGACAUUCUGCAGUCACUGCAAGGAUUUCAUCUGGGGAUUCGGCAAGCAAGGCUAUCAAUGUCACAUUUGCAGCUUCGUCGUUCACAAACGAUGCCACGAGUACGUCUCUUUUACCUGCCCAGGCGUCACGAAAGGCGUCGAAUGCGAAGAUUCCCGGACGACACAUAAAUUCAAGCCGUACACGUACAGCAGCCCAACAUUUUGCGACCACUGCGGCUCGCUGCUCUACGGUGUCAUCCAUCAGGGCAUGAAAUGUGAAGCGUGUGAUAUGAACGUGCACAAGCGGUGCACCGAGAGCGUGCCCCAUUUGUGCGGCUGCGACCACACGGAAAGACGCGGACGGAUCGAAAUCAAGAUCUCCUGCACGCGUGACAAGCUCAUCCUCGAAGUCCGCCAGGGUAAGAAUUUGAUGCCGAUGGAUCCCAACGGUCUGUCUGAUCCGUUCGUCAAAGCGCGACUCAUUCCCGACACGGACAAUGUCAAAAUGAAGACCAAGACCAUCAAAGCGUCUCUCAAUCCGGAGUGGAACGAAACGCUGACAUUUGAUUUGAAAGCCGAGGACAAGGAUCGACGCAUCUUAGUGGAAGUUUGGGAUUGGGAUCGGCUUUCGGGUAACGAUUUCAUGGGCUCGCUGUCGUUCGGCAUCUCGGAGAUCAUCAAAUCGCCGGUGGAGGGCUGGUUCAAAUUGCUCUCUGAAGAGGAGGGCGAGUUCUACAACGUGCCCGUCAGCGACGGCAUCGACACCGAAGUCUUCCGCAAACAGAUCCGCCAAAAAGCGUCCAUCAUCAGCGUGGCCAAACCCAAAGAGCCGUCGCGAUUCGAGACGGAAAUUCCGCACAACAUGAGCCGCAAGGACAUAAUCCGUGCCACUGAUUUCAAUUUCCUCAUGGUGCUGGGCAAAGGCAGUUUCGGCAAGGUGAUGCUGGCCGAGCGGAAAGGCACCGACGAGCUGUACGCCAUCAAAAUCCUCAAGAAGGAUAUCAUUAUCCAGGACGACGAUGUUGAAUGCACCCUGGUCGAGAAACAUGUGCUGGCCUUGGCCAGCAAGCCGCCCUUCCUCGUCCAGCUGCAUUCCUGCUUCCAAACGAUGGACCGUCUCUACUUUGUCAUGGAGUACGUCAACGGUGGCGACCUCAUGUUCCAGAUUCAGCAAUGCGGCAAGUUCAAGGAGCCCGUCGCCGUGUUCUACGCGGCCGAGAUUGCCGUCGGACUGUUUUUCCUGCACAGCCGGGGCAUUAUCUACCGUGAUUUGAAGUUGGAUAACAUUCUACUCGACCAGGACGGACACAUCAAAAUCGCUGAUUUCGGCAUGUGCAAGGAAGGCAUCGACGGCGAAAAAGUGACGAAAACAUUCUGCGGAACACCAGAUUACAUCGCCCCGGAGAUCAUCUUGUACCAGCCGUACGGUCGCAGUGUGGACUGGUGGGCCUACGGUGUCCUGCUCUACGAGAUGCUCGUCGGUCAGCCGCCGUUCGAUGGAGAGGAUGAAGAAGAACUUUUUGCCGCCAUCACGGAUCAAAAUGUUUCCUAUCCCAAAUCGCUUUCGAAGGAAGCCAAGGAAAUCUGCAAAGGAUUACUGACCAAACAGCCAGCGAAGCGGCUCGGCUGUACGCCCAAAGGCGAGGAAGAUGUCCGCACUCAUCCAUUCUUCCGGCGGAUCGAUUGGCUCAAGAUUGAGUCAAGGGAAGUGCAGCCACCCUUCAAGCCUAAAAUCAAACACCGCAAAGACGUGAGCAACUUUGACAAGCAAUUCACGUCCGAAAAGUUGGACCUGACGCCCACCGACAAGCUCUUCAUGAUGAACUUGGAUCAGAACGAAUUCUUGGGCUUCUCUUUCCUCAACCCCGAAUUCGUCCAACACGUCUGAAAUCAUCUCCGGCAACGUGGUUUUGUCCCAGAGAGAGGAAUAUUCAAAGAAAACAAAAACAAACAAAGUAAGACAUUGACUUUUACUUCGAUUGAAUGCGGCUUUAUACAAUCGAGUCUUUAUUGACGUUAUCUCUACACCAUCUUCCCGAUAUAUCCUUCCGCUGUUGUAUUAAACUUCUGUAAUUGACAGAUAUUUUUCCUCGAGUUGAAACAAAAAAGAAAUUUAAAAAAAGGAAAGAAAAAAAAGAACAUAAGAAAAUAAAAAACAAAAAAAUGAACUAGUUUAUUAUACAAGUUAGUCAAGUGAUAAAUUUUGCAUUUAAAUAAGCCGCUAUUUUCUGGUAGAUUUUCAGUCUCUUUUCCGCUAGAACCAGCAGGCCGGCCUACUGAAUACUUUAACGGGAUGGUUGAUUGCUCGUGGGAAUCGUUUGUUUAUUCAGCUUUUGUCAACGCUGACUGCGGGGCUCCCCUUUUUCUUUUUGUGAAUAUCUUCAAACGAUUUCGAAGGCUGAAAAGGUUUGACAUUAGCGUGAGGUUGUCACAAUAAAGAAACAAGAAAGUUCAGGCCAACUCCAAUUAUGGUGAAAGUUCGCAGGCCAUUAUUGAUUGGAGCUAGAUCCAUUUUUCUUAUAUCUACCGCAAUAACAAAGAACCAACUUCACACUUUCUGAUGAUGAAUCAGUGGCUGCUUUUUUUUUCGUAUAAUAUUCCUCCUACACGGAAAACUUUGCUCGAACUUAAGGAAUCUACAUACUACGUUAGAUUCAUUUUAAUUUGAAAUCGAUUCUUCAACAGCGGGUUGCAAGGAAUUAGAGAUAAUGGGGACAGUUUCUUAAUUCCCCUCAUUUUGUGAAAAAUCCCCAAGACCGAAGAUACCAAAUAUUUCCCAAAAAUAAAACCAAAAAAAAGUGCCUAUUAUUUCGGAAAAAGAAGGGGGGGGGAAGUUUUAUGUUUCAUAACCGCGCAAGGAACGAACGACACAUUUUAUGAAUAUGCUCGUCAUGAUUAAAGAAACUGGGUCAACCUUGACAGCAUUUCUGAUGAUCAUUAUCGAGUCACGUAUAGUCAAUUUCAUCCACACAGCACUCACAGAGGGAGUCAAAUUAGCGGCAACGAACUCAAAGAAGGGACAAUUCUGAUUGGAAGGAAAACUAGAGGCUUGUUUAAAUGCAAAACAAUGUAUCGCUCUUUAAAAUGAUUAUCCUAAUUUUCUCGAGUCCUAUCUAAUUCUCUGUUACUUGUCCGUUGUUUUUGUGCAAACACUUGAGUGCGAAUUUUAUUGGAACCGUUUUUUAAAAAAGCCGGGCGAUGGAAACAGCAAUCCAAAAAGGAAGAAAAACAGAAACAAAAUGAGAAAAAAGCAAUCCGAGAAAUGUUUAUUCUUUGCGUUGUUGCUGUAUACCACUCGCGCUUGUUAUACCUCUACUUAGAUUUUGUAUUAGACCAUGAUGAUAAUGGAUUGAUACGUUAACAAGACGAAGUUUUGCCUCGCUUCCUCCAGUUUUCUCUUUUUCAAAGGGACUUAUAUCGACGCAAGAUGCGUUUCUCUUUUCCUGCUGAUUUUUGUAUCAGAAGUCCUUUAACUCUUAAUCCUAUUUCUUGACAUUUCAUUUUUCGAUUGUUCAAUUUCAGUUUGAAUCAUCCCUUAUUCAAUCGAAAACAUGGUGGGUGUCUUUCUUUUCUCAAUCGAUUCUAUAGGAGUGCUUAUCAAUUCUUUGGUCCUCUCUAUAAUUACUGCGUGAAUGACGUGUUCUUAUAUAGCAUUUGUAGUUUGCCUGUACGUUGUUUGUUUUUCUUCCUCAUCCCCUUCCAAACUAAUUGAUGAUCACAUCCGGUGUUGUUGCUCUCAUCCCGGUUCUGUCAAUCAAUGUGUCAGCUAUUUCAUUCUCACUCCAAAGGUUGUUCUUUUUAUUCUUCUUCCAAAUUCAUUUUACAUUACUCGAUAUCUCUCCGUGUCUGUUAGAUAAAGAGAACGUCUCCUUCCAGACUAUACAACCAUUAUAACUUCUACCGGCCCUGUUCUUCCAAAUUUUAUGUCAAUAAGAAUUGAUUUCCUAUUACGUUUUCGUCCCUGUAAUGUCACGCAAAAAGUUUGUCUCGCUUUUAUUUGUUCGCCACUCACCAAAGCCAUGAGAAAAUCGUUUCCAUUCUGUAUCUUGCAAGAGGAAAUACGCAGACACUUGCGGAAGAAAGAACAACAAAAAAGGGGGGGUCCCGACAUUGGUCAAAUGCCGGAAGAAAGACAAUAGCUUCUUUUCUGCAUUUGUUUUUUUCCUUUAUCUUUUAUUUCCUUCGUGUUUGAAACAUCAGUCGACAUAUAGGACUUAUUAUAGGAUGCAAUCUCCCAACCCGCAUUACUCACAUGACAUUCCAUUCGUUGAUGUUUGUUUCUGAUUUAGGCACCGAUGAUUUGUUUUCUUUCAUUUCUCUUAUCGAGCACCAUGUCGCCAAAAAAGCCACUCGUAGCCAAAGAAAAAAGUAAAAAAAAAAUAUAUAUAUAUACGAUAAUAAUUUAAAAAACAAAACAAAACAAGGGAUAUACAAACAACAUAUCCGGUUAGGUUAUGUGUUUAUUAUAUACGUAGGCCGAAAAGUGUCUCUUUUUGGGGGGGUUUUCUUUUGUUUUUCAUUUAAAAUCAGGUCUGAGCUCCUGUAAUCUACUUGUGCGCUAUCAUAAACCACCGUGUGUUUGAUUUGUUUCGUGUCAUUUCGUCUUAUUCGAAAUUUUUUUUUGUUCGUUUCUCCGUAUUCAAAGUUAAUUUUUCAUUUUGGUACUUUUCCUAUAUACUCUGCCAAAUUGUUUUCAAACAUUUGCCCCAUGCCCUUCUUCUUCCUAUAAAUACAUUUAUAGAAGCCAGUCAA